GUUUAAAUACAGGUAUCAAGGUUGUAUUUUAUCCAAAGAUUUCCAAUGUAAGUAAGGACCUUAAUCAUCAAAAUUGUUUUUUACUAGCCUUUCAUAAUCUUUACCAAACUUUCAUACUGAAAGUUAAAACUAGCUUUGAAGCCGCUUUACUUCAUUUAUGUUCGUCUCUUUGUUAUCUGAACCACGUUUGUUGUCUUUGUUUUAGUACGAUUAAAAAGCUAUAAUUUCUGAGAGUAACUGACUGGUCUCGAAGUGUUGGUGUGUAGAAACAACAGCGAAUUAUUCCAUCACAAGUUCAGUAAAUCUGGAAUAACAACUGAAGUAGAAUAACGUGAAUUCAUUGUAUUUAGUGGUUUUUUGUCAGCUGCUUACAGCCAUAUACGUUUUACGAUGUAACACUGAGGUAUGAUACGGUGUGAAGCAAGUGAGCUUGUUGGUGAACUAAACUAGAUUAAUACUUUAAUACGCAUACGAUUGCAAGAAGCUGAUGACGAACUACAAAAUAUACGUUGCAGAUGAUGAUCCCGCAAAAAAACGAAACUUAUAGCAGAUUCUUGGCAAAUAUUUCAUUAGUGGUUGCGAAAGUGUCAGUAGCAGUUUAUCUUGUCAAACAGACGCCACCAAGUAUUUCAAGCUACGAUUUUGUCAGAUUUCUUCAGAAUCAGUAUAUGAGAAGGGAGGACGAAAAAGAAGCACUUAUUAAUUAUUAUUUCUUAAAAGAAAGGCAGCCAAGUGACCACAAUUCAAAUUGCGAAAUCAGCUUCAAAAUGAGGACUAAAACAACAGGUGAUAUUUUAGUUUUCUAACAGUACACUUUUACUUUAUUUGUUUUACAGACCUCAGCACCUAUACAGCUUUUAGUUUAAGUCAGCUAAAGAUGACCAAAUUCAAUCUGCAGAAUAUAAUGAUGUUUUUUACAAAUCAAACAGCUAAUCAGUUGAAAUAUUAUUUACAAGAAAUUUUAUCCUCAUCCUACAAUAUCCUUUUUCAUGCUUUUAAAGCAAAUUGUGAGAAAGGAUUGAUUUCUUCAAGGAAACUGAAUACCUUCCUUAGUAUGAAACAAGAUGCAGAGUUUACAUUUCGUUUAUGGAUUAACAAAACAAUGGAGCUGCUAAACGAAAACCCGGAGAGUCUAAUUCAAUGUCUUGAUCUUUUAAGAAAAUUUGUUGUUUCCAAGGAUUUCUCUGCAGAAACAAAUAGUCUUUGGGAUUCAACAAUACUUGAGUUAAAUUUGAUCCUUUCCAGUUCGUUCAAAGCACAUCUAAACACACUAUAUCGUACUAGUAUUGCCCAAUUUACCACUGAGUUCGUAGAUGAUGUAUUAAAAAAACUGUGUGAAAAUUUUCAGACAUUAGCUUCGAAUCAUGGAAAAAUGUUGUUUCUCCAAGUAAGCAAGUGUGCCCAUAUAAUAUGGCUCUCCGUGAAUCUUUUAAAAUCUUUUGAUGAUGAUGAUCAAAUUUUCGACAGAAAACUAGCCUCUCAGUGGGUACAGAUUUUAGACAGAUGGCUUGAAGCACAAAAACCAUCCACCAAUCAAACAGAAAGGUUUUCAAUGGCUCAACUUACUGGAUUAAUGUUUACUAUAUUUGUUUUAAAAAAUAAAAUUAUCAGGCUCACUGCAAAGUUUUAAAAGACAACAAUACUAGAAUACAUAAUGUACA
Schistosoma guineensis is the source of this 1661-nucleotide messenger RNA. The record is from the annotation of a GenBank genome assembly. NCBI's taxonomy places the organism in Eukaryota, Metazoa, Platyhelminthes, Trematoda, Strigeidida, Schistosomatidae.